CCCCACCCGAAAUCGGUUGCCUCUUUCUUCCUCCGCCCCUUUCUGCGACGCUCCCUCCUCUGUGGCCUGGACCCCUCUCAACCAUGUCCCCUAUUAAUGUCCGGCCAAUGCCGAAGUCCGGCACCUGGUAUCCCGCUGAUUUGGCCUCACUGACCCGGCUCUUCGCCGCGGCCAUGGCCUCGGCCGAACGUGAGAUCCGCGCCCCACGCGACCCGGCCACUGCCAUGCCUGCCUCGCACGAGCCGCUGUUGCUGGAUGCGCCAGAGGCCGCCGAUCCGAUCCCCUGCCCCCGGUGCUCCCUCCCAUCAGGCAGCUGCCCCUGCUUCCAGGCCGUGCUUCUCCCUCACGCAGGGCUGAUGCAUUGUCUCCCAACCGCUGCCUUUGCCCUUCGUCGAAUCGAUCCCUCGGCCGUUAAGCGGAUCGUGGUGCUGGGGCCGAGCCACAUGGCGCCGUUCGACGGCCUCGGCCGCUCGCCCUUCAGCCACUUCGCCACCCCCUUCGGUGCCUUUCCGAUUGACUACUCCAUGAUCCCCGAGGACUUGGCCCGGCGCAUGGAGAACCUGCGCCCUGGCGAGUGUGCCGGAGAGCACAGCCUCGAGCUGCCAAUGACCAUGAUCGGCUAUAUGCUUCGCGAGCGCAUGAGCCCCUCGUCGGACCUUGACGGCCAGCCGGCAGCCGAUAUUCCCAUUGUCCCGCUGAUGGUCGGGUCGCGCAUGCAGCCCGGCGACCGGCCGACUGUGGCGGCGCUUCUUCGCGACCCCGGUACCCUGUGUGUGGUGUCCUCGGACUUUUGCCACUACGGGCGGUCUUUCCGGUUCACGCCCUUUUCGGGGUCCCGCGCGAAGGAGCCCAUCUGGACCCAGAUCAAGGCCUUGGACUUCGAGUACAUGGAGGCCAUUAGCCAGGCAGACACCGAGCGCCUGGAGCAACUGAUGGAGUCGCGCGACAACACUGUCUGCGGAAUCCAGCCUAUCCGUCUCUUCCUGGAGGCCAUGGGAGCGCUUCGCCCCGAGGCCGGAUGCCACCAGCACGGGCCGGCAGAUACCUGUUCCAAGAAUCACUUCGACCGUGGCACAUUGCAAUUCCAUGCGUACGCCCAAUCGUCGGUGCUCGGCCGGCCGUCAGCCGAUCCGCGCCAAGACCACAGCGUCAGCUACGCCUCUGCCAGCUUCCAGUGAUGGAGACAGGCCCGCACCUGCAGGGGAGGCCAAAGUUGGGAGACAACGCACGCGCAGUCCCCCCC
Fonticula alba is the source of this 1243-nucleotide messenger RNA. RefSeq lists its product as hypothetical. NCBI's taxonomy places the organism in Eukaryota, Rotosphaerida, Fonticulaceae. The record is from RefSeq and is a predicted model, not a curated record. The transcript has 6 exons. The coding region runs from base 84 to 1178 and encodes 364 amino acids.